AUGCCUGCCCCUCUAUAUAAGAUGCAAAAAACUCCAGCGAAAUGGCCGGACUGCACCGGCGGAAUUGGACCGUGCAACAAUGGUGCAAACCUGCGGAGCAAAGAGGAAGUCAAUGCGAAGAUCCAAUCCCAACUUCUCAAGCAAGCUCAACUAAGCGCAAGCGGAAUUGUCCCAACCAUCGAAGCCAGAGCAAACCAGAGGAUGAUGAAGGAGCUGGUGGAAGUAGUGGUGGCCCUGUCGGUCAGUCACAUGGAGUGA
Messenger RNA from Histoplasma mississippiense, 258 nucleotides. RefSeq lists its product with no specific name. The transcript is spliced from 3 exons. The record is from RefSeq and is a predicted model, not a curated record. Lineage: Eukaryota; Fungi; Ascomycota; Eurotiomycetes; Onygenales; Ajellomycetaceae. The coding region runs from base 1 to 258 and encodes 85 amino acids.